This is a messenger RNA of Adineta steineri, 2085 nucleotides long. The record is from the annotation of a GenBank genome assembly. Lineage: Eukaryota; Metazoa; Rotifera; Eurotatoria; Adinetida; Adinetidae.
AUGAAUGAAUCAGGAUCUAAUCAAAAAGCUUCUUCACUAUCAAACCCAUUCAUAAAUGAUAAUAGUGAAACAACAAUAUCAACUGAUUUGAUUCAGCCAAGACGACCGAUGGUUCAAAACUAUUCACUCAUUUGGUUAAAUGAGUAUAUGGAUGAAACAAGCAAAGAUUAUGAGAACAGUCUGAUACAAAUACAAACCAUCGCCGACAAUGUGAAUGUCUUUAAGCAGCGAGACGAAUGUAUCGAUUUUCUUACAGAUACUCAAGACAUCGAGUCUUUUCUCAUUGUAGAGAAUGCUCCGGCACAACAAAUCAUGCCCCUCAUCAAUGAUAUUGCUCAGUUGAAUAGUGUUUAUAUCUUCAGUAACAUUAAACCCGUACAUGAAGAAACGACAAAACAAUGGCGAAAAAUCAAGAGUGUUCAUACUAACAUUGAUGACUUAUGCAAAGCAUUGCAAGUGGGUAUCAAGCAAUACAAUCAAGACUCAAUUGCUGUGAGUUUUGUUCCAGUAAAUGAAAUAGCUUCAACUACUAAUUUAAAUCAGUUGGAGCCAACAUUUAUGUACACUCAAAUAUUCAAGGAUAUUCUUCUUGAUAUGGAGCAUAAUAAACAGGCCAUCGACUACUUCAUUACUUACAGUCGGCAAAAUAACUGCAGCUCCACAGUUAUUAUUGAUCGAUUUGAAAAAGAAUACCGUGCUCAAUCAGCUAUUUGGUGGUAUACUUUCACCCCAUUUAUCUACUGUAUGCUCAAUGCUGGUCUUCGGUCGAUGGAAGGUAAUAUCAUUAUUAAUAUGGGGUUUUUAAUUCAUGAUCUUCAUCUUCAAAUUCAACAACUACAUCAACAACAGGUUAAUAGUUAUCAUGACAUAUCAUUCGUAGUUUACCGCGGACAAGGCCUAUCUAAAGCUAAUUUUGAGAAACUUCAAAAAACAAAAGGCGGACUAAUGUCAUUUAACAAUUUCUUGUCUACCAGUACAGAUAAAGAAGUGUCUCGUGGCUUUGCUGAACGUGCUUCGACAGAACCAGAUACGGUGGGCAUUCUUUUUAUAAUGUCCAUUGAUCCUUGUAUAAAAUCACCACCGUUUGCUUUCAUUAAAGAGAUGAGCUGUUUCCAGGAAGAAGAUGAAAUUCUCUUCUCUAUGCAUACCGUUUUUCGAGUGACUGAAAUUAAACAAAUAGAUAAUAAUAAUCUAUUUUUCCAAGUUGAAUUACAAUUAACGUCGGAUGAUGAUCAACAACUACGAGUACUUACUGAUCGGAUACGAAGAGAAGCUGAUGGUGAUACCGGAUGGGAAAGAUUGGGUAAACUAUUGCUUAAAAUUGGUCAGUUUAAUAAAGCUGAAGAACUUUAUAAUGUAUUACUCGAACAGACAUCUAAUAAUAAUGAAAAAGCGCUUUAUUAUGGCUGUUUGGGGUAUAUCAAAGAUGACCAGGGUGAUUAUGAAAAGGCUAUUUGGUAUUACGAAAAAUCACUUGAAAUCUAUCAGAAAAUCUUUCCUUCAAAUCAUCCUUCGUUGGCUAUUUCAUACAACAACAUCGGUUUGGUGUGUGCAAAGAUCAAAGAGUACUCAAAAGCAAUUUCACUUUACGAAAAGGCACUUGAAAUCUUCGAAAAAACUCUUCCUUCAGAUCAUCCUCAUUUGGCUAGUUCAUACAACAAUAUCGGUAGUGUGUAUUAUAACAUGAAAGAGUACUCGAAAGCACUUACAUUUUUCGAAAAAGCACUCGAAAUUCAACAAAAAACUCUCCCUUCAAAUCAUCCUUUAUUGGCUACUUCAUACAACAACAUCGGUGCUUUGUUUGACAACAUGAAAGAGUACUCGAAAGCACUUUCAUCUCACGAAAAAGCGCUUGAAAUUCGACAAAAAACUUUUCCUUCAAAUCAUCCUGAGUUGGCUUCUUCAUACCACAACAUCAGUUUGGUAUAUUAUAAUAUGAAAUACUAUUCGAAAGCACUAUCAAAUCUUGAACGUGCUCUGGAUAUAUUACAACGUGCACUACCUCCAACUCAUCCUAAUAUUAACAAAGUGAAAGAGGGUAUUGAAAUUGUAAAAGAAGAAAUGAGAAGAAUAGUUGAUAAAUAA